Diospyros lotus (date-plum) is the source of this 906-nucleotide messenger RNA. RefSeq names its product peptidyl-prolyl cis-trans isomerase FKBP17-2, chloroplastic. Gene Ontology annotation, cellular component: chloroplast. The coding region runs from base 74 to 811 and encodes 245 amino acids. NCBI's taxonomy places the organism in Eukaryota, Viridiplantae, Streptophyta, Magnoliopsida, Ericales, Ebenaceae. Gene Ontology annotation, molecular function: peptidyl-prolyl cis-trans isomerase activity. The transcript has 4 exons. The record is from RefSeq and is a predicted model, not a curated record.
CCAUUGUCGACUUAUUGCAGUGAUAGCAAAGUGCUUCCUUAUAUCUUGUAAGCUGAACUGUAUCUCAGAGAAAAUGGCUACCUUCUUUGGCUCUCCUCCAUUUCUCUCUAACCCAAUUGCAAGAACUCAUCAUUUCUCCUCUUCCCAAACACCACCACCACCUCCUCCAUCUCAGCGGCUAAGUUCGAGCUUAACCGAGCCACCGGCUCCUGUCUCAGCCAAAGUGCAGCAACAGAAGCCUGCUAAGGCUUCCACUUCAAGUGUUGAAUCCACAGAUUGGAUUGCUACAAACUUAACCAGAAGGUUUGGCCUCGGUGCCGGCCUUGCCUGGGCUGCCUUCCUCGGCUUUGGUGUCCUCUCUGAACAGAUCAAAACCCGGUUCGAAGUGUCCCAACAGGAAGCAAACACAAGAGAUGUUGAGAAGCAAGAAGAAGUGGUCUUGCCAAAUGGAAUAAGGUACUAUGAGUUGAGAGUUGGUGGUGGAGCAUCCCCAAGGUUUGGAGACCUGGUUGUGAUUGGUCUCAAGGGCAAUGUUGUGGGAAGUGGCCAAGCGUUUGUGGACACAUUUGGUGGUGAGAAGAAGCCAUUGGCUCUGGUCAUGGGCUCAAGGCCUUACACCAAAGGAAUGUGUGAAGGUGUGGAGUAUGUCUUGAGGUUUAUGAAGGCGGGUGGGAAGAGGAGAAUGAUAGUUCCUCCUAGUUUGGGGUUUGGGGAUCAUGGUGCCGACUUUGGUGCUGGCCUACAAGUUCCCCCCGGUGCCACUCUUGAAUACGUUGUCGAGGUUGACAAGGUCUCUAUUGCACCGGCUUAAUCGAUUAAUAAACUAUAUUCUUUUUAUAAUUUCUUUUAACGAUAAACACAUGCACUACAAAUUUAUUUGCCUAAUGAGAAUUUGUAGUUAUUAUU